ACUUAAAACAUCGAUUGACUUCACGAUGAAGAAUUUUUUGCUCAUCGUAUUAUCAAUCGCAUUUUUUGCGAGUAUUUGUGAAGCGACCAAUGCAGAAUGUGAAGAGCUGAAAGAAAAGGAGCUGCAAAUGACUUGCGAGUUCAGUGACUUUGACGCGUAUCGCAAAUGUGUGAAAGAAAGGAAAGAAAUUCGUCGUAAACGAGCAACUAUUUGCCCAAUCACGGGAAAAGUCAUUGACAUCGAUACACUUUCAGCUUCUAACGAUACUGUUCCUCCUAUAAUUCAUACUUUACCUGCUAAUUCAACGAUUUCUGUGCCCUUUACUGUGACGGGCGGAGUUGUUAACGAUACAAAACCUCGUCCUAUUGCCACACCAGUUGAACCUGAAGUGAAUCACAACUGGAUUGUGCAAGGAGAAGACACUCAUUUCACGCAUAAUCGUCGUUAUCACCCGGCAAGUAACGUCACAACGGUAAUAAAGUUGACGAAUCAUAUCAACAAUACGAAUAUUGUGAAUGUGCCAACGCAUAUCAACUCAACAAAUGUGAACAAUAUCACAAUUUACACGAAUUCAAGUGAGAAUUUCGGCGAUUUUGGCUUCGGAGUGACAAAAGAUGGACCCUGUUGUAUGGUUGUGAAGCCACGUACGUGUCAUACGGGCCCAAUGGGUAUUCGUUGUCAUCAUAAACGUCACAAAAUGUGCAGUAUGCAAUGUACUUCGCGGAUUAUGCAUGUGAGGUCGCAUCGUUCGCAUGGAUUUGGAGGUUAUAUUCCGCAACCGACGCCAUCUUGUGUUUACAUGAACCAAUGGCCAUUUGUAAAUUGUGGAAAUCGUAGAAUGAGUUCGUGCGCCGGAUGUUACGAGCAUUAUGGAAGCUCAGCGUAUUAUCCUCCUUCGCCAAAUUGUUAUGGAUGCUAUGACGAAGGCUUUCAAUAUGGACAAAUGUAUCGUCGGGGACCUGUUUUACGUCCUCAUUAUUAUCAUGAACCUCCAAUGUAUUACGAACAAGGAUAUUACCCCCCGCCUGCUUAUGGAUUUAAUCAAUUUUACUCACCUGAAUUUUAUGCUCCGCCGCCGCCAAUGUAUCCAAAUCACUAUGAACCAAUUAUCGUUGAUGAUUCAAUGUCCCGCGAAAAUUCAACUGAAAAGAAGGAAGAAGGCGAUUGGGGAGUCGCGAUGCAAAAAUGUAAAGUAAUAUCCGAUGAUGGAUCAAUUACAAUUGCGAACUGUACAGUUGAGAAUGAUCAUCCAUAUGCUGCAGCUCCAAAUGACUUCAGUUAUCCCGAACCUUAUCCAUAUCCUUCGUUUUAUCCGCAGCCUCAACCUUAUCCGAGAUUGCAUCAUCGACCAACUACUCACAAAAUUGCGCCGUUAAAGAACAAAUCUAAUGAAGUUGUUCCUCGGGAGAUUAAUGUUCAACAAACUGAAGAGAAAGAAACGAUCGUUGAAGCAAAAACUUUUCCCGAAGAUGAUCCUGAUGAAGAGGAAAAGGAAGGAAAUAACAAUGAGGCAGAAGAGCAAAUAACGAAAGAAGAAGAAAAAGAAGAUGAUAACAACGAUGAGAAUUCAGAGGGUGAAAAUCAAGAAGAUUAUGACUAUGAAACUUAAUUAAAAAUUGCAUUUGAUAAAUUGAAAUUUUUAACAAUUUUUUUU
Messenger RNA from Culicoides brevitarsis, 1654 nucleotides. RefSeq lists its product as uncharacterized. The transcript is spliced from 2 exons. NCBI's taxonomy places the organism in Eukaryota, Metazoa, Arthropoda, Insecta, Diptera, Ceratopogonidae. Bases 26 to 1609 code for a protein of 527 amino acids. The record is from RefSeq and is a predicted model, not a curated record.